AUUUAGAGACACUUCUUCUAAUAAUUGUGGCAGAUUAUGUCGAAGAAAAUCUAAAUAAAUUUCACCGGCAGCAGCGGUGGCCGCAGUAGUAGACUCUUCGGUCUCUUGAUCAGUCGCCAUGCGCUGUGCGGGUUCGAGUCCCGUCCCAGGAGAAAUUUUUCUCUUGGCUAUGGAUGUUGUGAUUGUCCGUAGGUGGUAGAUGGUCUCUGACUGUCGAACGCGGAGGUACCACCCGGCGGAUCUCGUAGGCGGAGCCAGAAUGUGUGCAUGUUGCAUGCACACGUGUUCCCUCGCCAGAGUCCGUGUGACGUUCCCCCUUUCCCCUGUAUCCCCCUAUAGCCCCACGGUACUCAAUGGGUGUUCAGGCCAGCUAGAAACCGAUGUCUUGCUGGAGCGACAUGUUGUUCAGAGCAAUAUAUUCUUCACUAUACGUAUGACUUUCGUGCGGACAUGAAUGUUUGUGACUAUAAUCUAGCUUGGACAUGCAUGUUCCAACUUCCCUUAGUCCCAUCACCACACGUAGGCAAG
Molecule: messenger RNA, 528 nt
Organism: Acanthoscelides obtectus
Lineage: Eukaryota; Metazoa; Arthropoda; Insecta; Coleoptera; Chrysomelidae
Source: the annotation of a GenBank genome assembly